CCGCCGCCGCCGCCCGCUCGUCGCCGUUCGCAGCCCAAGCCCCGGUCCCGGCGCCGCCCCGCGGAUGCGGCCCCGGAGCCCGUGACGAUGGAGCCCGGCCACGGCUCCUCCUUCAAGGCCUUUCCGCGCUCUCCGCUCCCCGCGCCCGGCGCCAAGUUUUUACCCAACAAGAUCAGUGCUUUCACUUGCCCUGCUGGAAACUCCUCCUGUGCCCUCAACUACAACCCUGACAUCCCUUGUCCUGAGGGCUACAGGGCACCAGGGGACCCCAGAGCCCUGGGCACUGGUGCCAAUGGGCAGUGGAGGGGGUUGGUUCCUCCUCUGAGCUCUGUGCCACAGAAACCAAGAGUGAGUCGAGGCUCUUAUCACCUGGAAGCUCGGAAGAACCCCAGUGGGACAGCCAACAGCUUUGGAGGGAAAUCCAACCACCAUGGCCAUGCCCCAGCUUUUCCCCUCAAACCUGCUCAGAGCCCUUCCUGGAGCGGCCCCUGUCGCCGCAGCCUCCUCAGCCCCAAGAAAACCCCCCGGAGGUUCAUCAGCACAGCAGAGGAGACUGUUCGAGAGGAAGAGCGAGAGAUCUACAGGCAGCUGCUGCAGAUGGUCACAGGGAAACAGUUUUCCACAUCCAAGCCCUCUUCACUGUUCCCCUUCCACCUCACCAGGUGUUCCAAUUCCAGCAAAACCACAGUGAAGGAAACCCCCAGCCACAACUCGAAGCUGUUUGAAGCUCCCAGUGUUGCACCAGCUCCUUCUGUCCUCAGCUCCCAGGAGCAACCUCAACACAAACCUCCUCUCUACUCCCCUCCCACCUAUUCCUCCAAUCUCUUCAAGUGCAGCAACUCCACAGCCCAACAUCAGCAGGAAAACCCACCAGCACCUAACACACAGUCUGAAGGCUCAGACUCUGUCAUUUUACUCAAGGUAAAGGAUUCCAGAACCCCAGCACCAAGCCUCCCUUUCUUCCAGGCAGAACUGUGGAUCAAAGAACUCACCAGCGUCUACGACUCGCGGGCUCGGGAGAGGUGGCGGCAGAUUGAAGAGCAGAAAGCCUUGGCUUUACAGCUGCAGAGCCAGCGGCUGCAGGAGCAGGAACACUCAGUCCAGGAUCUGGUGGAUUUAAACCUUCGUGUCCCCCUUGAGAAGGAAAUCCCAGUCACAGUGGUCCCAGAAGAGAAAGAAGAUCCAAAAUGUGCUGAUGGGGAAGAGGAAUUCCCUGAAAUCACUGAGGAAAUGGAGAAGGAAAUCAAGAACGUGUUCCGUGGGGGGAACCAGGACGAGGUGCUGAGCGAAGCUUUUCGCUUAACCAUCACCAGGAAGGACAUUCAGACCCUCAACAACCUCAACUGGCUCAAUGACGAGAUAAUUAACUUCUACAUGAAUUUGCUGAUGGAGAGGAGCAAAGAGAAGGGUCUACCAGCAGUCCAUGCCUUCAACACUUUCUUCUUUACCAAAUUGAAAACAGCAGGGUACCAAGCUGUCAAGAGGUGGACUAAAAAAGUGGAUAUCUUCUCAGUGGAUCUCCUCUUGGUGCCAGUUCAUCUGGGAUUUCACUGGUGCUUAGCAGUCGUAGACUUCAGGAAGAAAACCAUCACCUACUACGACUCCAUGGGUGGGAUAAACAGUGAAGCCUGCAGGAUUCUGCUGCAAUACUUGAAACAGGAAAGUCUGGACAAGAAGAGGAAGGAGUUUGACACCAAUGGCUGGUUGUUGCUGAGCAAGAGGAGUCAGGAGAUCCCCCAGCAGAUGAACGGCAGCGACUGCGGGAUGUUCGCCUGUAAAUACGCCGACUGCAUCACCAAAGACAAACCCAUCAACUUCACUCAGCAACACAUGCCCUACUUCCGCAAGCGCAUGGUCUGGGAGAUCCUCCACCGCAAGCUCUUGUGAUGCCCUCAGCAGCCUCCUCACGCCGUUCUCUCCCAAGUGCCCGACUCUACCCCACUCCAAACACCCUCCAGGACCUUCCUGGGACCCCCUCCCAAGACUCCUUUUUUUGGUUUGGGAGAAGAGGGAGGGGAGUGAGUGGAAACCUUCAAGCAGAGACACAGCCAAGGAGCCUCCAGCACAUCCCGCUUCGCUCCCACUGAACGAGGCCACGAUGCAAAGGGGCCCAAAGCUGGCUUUGGGGGUUUCUUUUGUCACCCCUUUUGUUCUUUUCCCUUUCCUUCUUUCUAGAGCUGUUUGUACAAAGCAAUUUUCAGGUGCUGAGAGCUGAGGGAGACACAGCUUCAGCCAUUCAAGGAGUUUCAGGCACUUAGGUGGCUCUGGCUGUUCCCCCCCUCCUCCAUGACCUUGGGUGGGCAAAAAGGGUGUUUGGGGGGAAGGAUUGGCCUGAAGAGUGGGAUUUGCUGUGUCCCCCACUCCUGUGGCAUCUCCCCUCUCUCCUCAAAGCCAACAUUUGCUCUCACCCAUCACCAACUCCCCCUCCCAGCACAUAUUUGGAGGGGAGAGGGGGGCAACCCUUAACUUCAGAGAGGCCUCAGAGCCUUGAGGGUGACAAACAACUGGAGAAUCCCCUAAACCAGCUUCUUUUUUUCUCCAAAGCCACUUUUGCAGAGUGCCAGGUCUGAUCUUUGUGGUUUCUUCCUGAGGGUUUCAUCUCCCAGCUCUCUUUUUUCCCCCCCAUCAGCUGUUUACAGGAGUUCAGGUACAAGCCCAGAGCAGCCUCUCUCCUGCCUCUCAUCCCUUGGUUUAUUCCUGGAGGAGGGGGGUUGAUUUUUCUCUGAGCAACAAAACACAGAACAAAGGGGGGAUAAAAACUAUUCUCUCCUUCUGUCUUGAGUUGAUUUCUGGGCUUUCAGUUCCCCUCUGCCCCUGGUUUGGCUUCUCCCAGGAGAGAUGAAGCCACGGCAGCUUCUGACCACCUUUGUCCUGGCCCCAGCUGAGCAGGAUGAAUUCCUCCUCUCUCUCUCUUUUUUUUUCCCUCCCCCUCUCUCUUCCCUUCUCUGAGAUUUUGCACAUGUUUUGCUGGAGGAUAAAAGCUGCCACAAAGGUCAAAGGUGGUGGUGAAAGCAGAGUCAAGAAGUGCUUCCAAAAGGUAUCUCUGAGGCCCUCCCGGGAGGCUCCGGGCUGAGCCACGUCCCCUCCUCUCACCCCCCAAGCAAGUAAAAUCCUCAAAACCGGUUCAACCCUUCCCCAAAUGAGCUGGGUUUGGGGUUUUUUUUGGGGGGGAGAAGCCCCUCCUCCCUCUUCUGCUCCCCUUUUCCCUCUGGGAUGGGGCUUUUUGCUGUUGCUUUCAAGUCCUUAUAAUUUAUUCCCGAGCUCGAGGGGCUCUUUUCCCUCCCCUUGUACAGAAACCUUUUGAAAUGCAGAAGUCAAGGAGGAAAUACCAUCCCCCUGUUUUGUAUUUUUUGGUCUCCAGAUAGGGAGGGAUCUUUUCUACACUUUUUUCUCUACCUGUAAGCAGUAGUUUUGUACAAAACUCCCUCCCCCAUCCCCCUUUUCCCCCCUCGCUCCUGCUGCCUCGUGUCCUUGGGAAGCUGAUUUCAUCCCUUCCCCCUCCUCCCCUCUCUGUGUGUUUUAUACCAAGUUCAUUUAUUACCUUUUUUCUAUCUUUUACUGCAAUUAAAGAUCUGAGGAAAAAAAAAAAAUCCAAA
Molecule: messenger RNA, 3596 nt
Organism: Colius striatus (speckled mousebird)
Lineage: Eukaryota; Metazoa; Chordata; Aves; Coliiformes; Coliidae
Gene: SENP1
Product: SUMO specific peptidase 1
Exons: 16
Coding region: 88-1887 (599 amino acids)
Biological process (GO): protein desumoylation
Cellular component (GO): nucleus
Molecular function (GO): deSUMOylase activity
Source: RefSeq, a predicted model, not a curated record